CGCGCCGUGGCCUCACACGAUAAGGACGACCACGGCGGCGGCCUCUCGCUGCCCCUCGCUGCCCGCUGCCCCUCGCUGCCCGCUGCGUCUCCCCCGUCCGCAGCGAUGUCGUCCUCAGGCUCCGGCUCCGACUCGAGCCACGACGCACGCCGCUCAGGUGCGCACACCGCCACUCAUCGAACUCUGAUAGGCUCACGCGCCCGCAGAUCGCCUGCUUCCCAGCAGCGAAGAGACCGCCCCCGUCGAGGACACCGACGCCGUCCCCUCCACCGCCUCCGUCUCCCGCUCCACGUCCCCGUCCCCGCCGCCCCCCGCCGCCCGCACCCGCCUCCUCUCCGACGACUCCGCCUCCGCCUCCUCCGUCUCCCGCCCCCUCUCCCUCGCCCCCACCUUCGUCUCGUCCCCCCUCAACCCCAACUUCACCCCCGGCACCGCAACCCCCCGCCCCCGCCGCUCGUCCAAGGCAAACACCCUCGCCGUCGUCCGCCGCGUCGCCUCCGACGACGCCCAUGCCCUCGGCAUCGACUCCCGCCGCGGCUCCAUGAUCCUCUACCGCCUCGCCAGCGACCGCCUCGCCAGCGACGACCUCGCCGCCCUCCCCUCCCCCCCGCCCCUCCGCGAGCACCGCGCCAGCCUCGCCUCCUCCUCCCGCGACUCCGUCCUCUCCCUCUCCUACGACAGCAAGUACCCCGCCGCCUCCCUCGCCAGCUCCCACCGCGGCUUCAUCCCCUACGCCUACGACCCCGACGGCGACAAGCACCUCGGCCCCGACGACGACGACUUCCUCUUCGACCCCGCCUACGCCGAGUCCACCGCCUGCUGGCGCUCCCUCAGCUGGCGCGGCGUCCUCAACAUCGCCAUGCUCGUCACCGUCACCCUCUCCCUCCUCGCCCUCUUCAUCUCCUACCCCAUCAUUUCCUUCUACCACAACGACGUCCUCGCCCACAUCGCCACCGACACCCACAUCAACUCCACCGGCCAAUACGAUCUCUCUUUUCAGUCCGUCCUUCAUUUCCGCCCCUUCUCUGCCAAUCUGACGCAGCUUCCCCAGGUCCAACGCACGGAGAUACCCGUUGCCCUUCCCCCAAGACUCGCCCUAGUACCCCGCGUCCUGGUACGUCCCCUCCUCUCUUGCUCUGUGCCCACCGUUCGCGUUCUAUGGCCCGCGCCUGUGCUGCCGACGAGCGCGAGAACGUCAUCAUACCCGGCGCGCGUCCUUCUUUGCAUCUUACCGUGCCGUGCGACGCCAUGCGUUCAGUCUUCCGUACCGUCCCAUCACUCUCCCCUACGCGUCGUACUCGCCCGUCCGCUCCUGCGCCCACGCCAUCCUCCUCACUCGUGCCCUCGCCGUCCGUCGGCGGCCCGUACUGCGUCAUCCGAUGUCACGGUGCGUCGUUCGCCAGUACGUCGCCGACGUCUCGUACUCGCGCACGUCUAGUCCCCGCAGCUGUCCGAGUGCGCCUACCCGCCUGGUAUCGCCGCCGCAGCGCGUCGGGUGCGGCUUGCUCUGUGCCGUGCAGCUGACGGACGCUCAGAGUCCCCGUCGCUGCCGAUCCUUUGCAGUGCGUCGCACACGCACGUGGUGCUACCUCGCGCUCCUUCGCAUCCUCCGCGCUUCCGCCGACGGUGCGAGGCGGCCUCAUCGAGCUCCGCCGCUGUCGUCUUUGUGCUCUCCGCGACGCGACCAUACGCACACCUCGCCACGUCCACGUCCUGGCAGCCCUCCGCACACGCGACCGAUCGUCUCCUCU
Molecule: messenger RNA, 1751 nt
Organism: Rhodofomes roseus
Lineage: Eukaryota; Fungi; Basidiomycota; Agaricomycetes; Polyporales; Fomitopsidaceae
Exons: 1
Coding region: 106-1524 (472 amino acids)
Source: RefSeq, a predicted model, not a curated record